GCUUUCUACAAUAGUCUGUAAUUGGAUAACAAAGGAGAAGAUGUUGACUCUUUAUGUCUCUCUUCUUCUUGGCUGCACAUGCUGCUUAGCCAGCGAGCUAGCGAUUGACGUGCUUUAUACACCAGAGCUGUGCGAGCAUAAGUCUCAAGAGGGAGACUUCCUUGAAUAUCACUAUGUAGGGCGCUUCGUGGAUGGCUCAGAGUUUGACUGCAGCUUUAACUACAAUCAACCCUACAAGUUCACAUUAGGAAGGAGAGAGGUAAUUGAAGGCAUGGACAAGGGCCUGGUAGGUAUUUGUAUUGGUGAAAGGCGGAAGAUCACUAUUCCUCCAGAGAUGGCAUAUGGAGAAGGCGGAGUUGGAGACACGAUUCCUCCUAAUGCUACAUUGGUUUUCUAUGUUGAUCUAUUGAGCAUCAAACGAAAUAAUGUUACACUGUCUCCAACGGUGACGUCAGAUCAGCUGCUGUACAUGGGCACAGAAGCCUAUACAGAUGAAAGAUGGCAAGACUGUAUUGAAUAUCUUGAAUCCGCUAUUUCUGCAUAUAAUGAUGAACAAGAUAAACUGCUGUCAUGUCUAAGUGAUUGCGAAGAAUCAUUGGAAGCAGACAUCAUGACUGAGGAAUCUGUCGAUUCUAGUGAAAUGUUGUUGCUGAAUCGAUUUCAUUAUUUUUUCAAGAAACACGAGUGUGUGUCACAGUGUAAAGCCAUGCUGUAUGGCAAGAAGAAAACUUACCAAGGAGCCACUGCUGCUGUGUUUGAAGACAAAACUGUUUACAAUUAUCUUCAAAUGUGCUACUACCAUUUGGGCGAAGUAGAUGAUGCUCGACAUGCAGCUGAGACAUUCUACGAUUUCAAUGUUGGCAAUGAGUUAGGAAUAAAUAACAUGCAUUAUUAUGCAAGCUUGAGACGUGAGAACCCUCCACAGUAUAGUCCCAGAGAACAUCACAUGGAGCAUCAGAAACUAUACAGGCAGGGCCGGAUUGCAUAUGGCAAGGAAGAUUACUCAACUGUUAUUGAGGCGAUGGAGGGAGCAUUGGCAAAGUACUACCUUGCUCUUCAGAAAUGCCAACUGAAAUGUAUUGGUAAUUUUACGGUCAAUUUUGAUGAUGAUCUGGAUAAUGAAUUGGGAGAUGAUGCAUUGACCGUAGUGGCUCGUUAUGUUAGUGCACAGGUUUUGUGUUGUACACGAUGUGAGGAAACAUUGACAUUCUUUGAAGUGAAGCCAGGUCUUGUUGAGCAUAGGUAUCUUAGCUCUCAUUACCACUACCUUCAGUUUGCAUACUACAAGAUGGGAGAUUUUAAGAAUGCAUCUCAGUGUGCUGGUACCCAUCGUCUAUUUCAUCCUGAUGAUGAUGUGAUGGCUGGCAAUAUUCGUUAUUACCAGGAAACAGCAAAUGCCAGCAACAUAGAUUUGAUGCCUCGUCAGGAGGCAUUUCACUACCAAGUUCAGCAAACAAAAUUGGCAAUGCUGUUGAAUGUUGCGAGUAUUCCAAACAGUGCAAGAAAGUCAACUAUUCCAGGGCAAAAGGGUGACACAGGAGAAGUGAGAGCAUCAACGAAGGAACAAAAAAAGAAUCUUGACAAACAGAAAACUGAUGCAGAAGACGAGAGAAAUGGUGAUCAAGCUGUUUCCAAGCAUUUUGAGAAUGGAAGCCCCAUUAUUCGCGGUGUUUUGGAAGAGUGACCUAGCUGCAUGUGCAUCUUCAAGUGUGAAACAGGUCCAUGAAAUUCCUUGGACUUCGAACGUGUACUGCAUGAUAUAUCUUGUCUCUGUUACUUUGCCUUGAGAAAUUUCCAUUUAUGGGUCACGUACUGUGCAUGUCAAGAACAUGCAUAUUCAGCAUAUAUUGCAGACUCUGUCUACAUGCAGUGAAGCUUUUCUAUUGAAGACGAGUUGUAGACCAUCUAG
Messenger RNA from Corticium candelabrum, 1909 nucleotides. RefSeq names its product cartilage-associated protein-like. Gene Ontology annotation, biological process: collagen fibril organization. The transcript has 6 exons. Gene Ontology annotation, cellular component: endoplasmic reticulum. Gene Ontology annotation, molecular function: protein binding; peptidyl-prolyl cis-trans isomerase activity; collagen binding. The record is from RefSeq and is a predicted model, not a curated record. Bases 41 to 1684 code for a protein of 547 amino acids. Lineage: Eukaryota; Metazoa; Porifera; Homoscleromorpha; Homosclerophorida; Plakinidae.